AUGUCGCAGACCAAUUUUGUUAUUCAAUCAAUGCAGGGGAAGCCCUGCUCCAGACCGUCCCGGCGAGUUUCGCGUUCACAUUCCUAUGAUCAACCUCCUCUAAACAGCCACAACAUCGUGUCACGACGCCAAGGCUCUUCAUCCUUCCCCAUCCACGCUCGCUUACCAUCGGAUGCAUCACAUACAUCGCGGUCGUUUGACUACCCUGUUUCCUCGGUACCGACUCUCUCUCCUACAUCGACUUACAGCACAUUGUCUUGGUCUGGAAGCUCUCACACCCAAGAACCAUCAUCACCCAUAACUCCCGAACUCUUUUACUCGCCGUCGACUACUAUCACAUCUCCCGAGGUGACGCCUAUAACCGCGUUUCUUUCCGAAUUCUAUGAGCCAGAUUCAAAGUCAGGCGGCGGCACCCAUACGUUGGUCCGCUUAUCUCGGGACGAUCCUCGACGACUGGAUCUCUUCGGAGAGAGAGACGGGAAGGGCAUGAGAAACACAAUGCUCACAGAAUCUCCAGUUAGUUGCGCAGCCGAUGAAUCCAGUCCGCCUCUUCCAGAUGAAAUGCACCUGAUAGAGACUCCAACACCAAUAUCAUUGACCGCGGCAAGCUGUGCGCCAUCGAAUCAUGGUUCAGGGCAUACGCUCGAAGUUCGCAAGUCCCGUCGUUUUGGCCGCGAUUUUGGAGAGCCUGUUCGAUCAAAGGACCUCAUUUAUGACGAAUUUCCCACAUACCUUGCAAAGGACUUACCGGUGACACGCUUAUCCUCCUCUCCCCCAUCUCCUCUGAGUCAUGACCUCCUACCCCCACCUUCACGUUCAGAAGUGUGCAACCUUUUCUCAGAGGACGAAACUACUGCUGUUAGGGAAUUUCUAAGGGUAUGGGGUUCAAACAAGAGGGUGAAGGAGUCUCCAUCGAUACUGCAGAUGGGUGAAGAUGAAGCUCCAGGCACCCAGAGCGAUGAUGAUUAUUCAUGGGAGGCGGCAGAAGUUGAGGACGGUGUUGGAGAUUCCGCGUCUUGCAGUAUGCUUCUUCACGAAGUUAGCCAGAUGGUGGGCAUCCCGCUUGAAAGAUCGACGGUGGAAGGCCAGUCCUCGAUCGCAUCCACACCUCCGGGGCCCGAUACGCUGGGUCAAUUGAUCCAGGAUAGUCAUGAAGGCUCACAGAUCCUGGGUCUACCUUCGUCUUAUCAGUCUGCUGCGCUUGUCAGGAGUCCCAGUGUUCUCCCGGACGGUGCCAACGUGUGCGACAGGGCUUCGUCAGGUUCCUGUCAGCGUGUGGAUCAGCCUCUUGACGUCGUACCUCAACAUUCAGUGACCUUUGGUUCAUUCGUGGGAAGCAAUGGUUCAAUACGUGAAGAUCAGGUUGAUGCGGUAGCUGUCAAGUCGAUGGAUGUGCCUGUCAUCCUAGCGACUACCUCGAAUGAAGCCCAUUCGGUGGAUCCCUGCGAUUUGGUUCUGCACCGACAACUAAGUCUUCGCAAGGCCAGAUCUACCGAUAGCAACCUGAGGCGCCGCGGACAGAUCUUCAAUGUGGAGAAACAAGUCAUGCAUGCUGCGUCCGAUGGCGCAGUUGAUUUAUACACGCCCUACGUACCCACGAGAGAUCCGCCGCCGCUUCCACCUCUGCCAGCUCCCUCGAUGAGACGCGUUUCGGCACUCGACAGGCUUGAGACUAGCCUGUCAAGGCUCAAGGCACACAAUUCGCAUCAGCGGAAGUCCGUUGAGGUAGAAAAAGCUAACGCACUUUCGGAAGACCAAAGACUGUCUCCAUUCACUACCCUACGAGAGCGCAAGCACCAGUCCAGCGUCACUGCUCGUCUUCCGGACUCUCGAUCUGGACACGGGCGCCAUUUCUCGAGCCCCAUGGCCGAUGUGGCACCGCAUCAGAAUCAUCGUAAGGCGCCCCGCACCGAAAAUGGUCCCGUCAAUGCGCGCCUGCAGGAGCGCGCCGCCAAGUUAUUUCCGUACCCGGAGAACCGAGAGUUGACUAUAAGAUCUUUCAUGGAGAUGGAUGUGGUACCUCCCCCACCCCCUCCCCCUCGUCGGACAUCGAGAUUAGGGAGAGUCGCUGCUAGAUUGAGUCAGGGUAUAACGAAUUGGGGAAGGAAUAUCACUGGAUCUAGAGGCGUCAAGGAACCUUUGUAG
Messenger RNA from Suillus subaureus, 2145 nucleotides. RefSeq lists its product as uncharacterized. The record is from RefSeq and is a predicted model, not a curated record. The transcript is spliced from 2 exons. Lineage: Eukaryota; Fungi; Basidiomycota; Agaricomycetes; Boletales; Suillaceae. The coding region runs from base 1 to 2145 and encodes 714 amino acids.